AUGGUACAAUGGUUAAUGAUUAUUCUUGUUUAUGAUUUUGCUGUUCUUAAAUUAUCAUUAAGUGAAGUAACAUUAUCAUUACGUUUACUUCAUUAUAAAAAUCCAAAUGGUUUAACAUAUGAAAAUCGUCCAUGUGAUACAAGACUUGAACAUGAUAUCAAUCGAGAUGGUCGAUGUGAUACAGCAUUUUUAUUUUGUCUUGUACGUUUACCAUUUCAAAAUCCACAUAAUUGUACAUUAGGUGAUCAUUAUACGGGUGUUGUUGGUGCUAAUGAUAUACAUUUUAUUGAUCUUGAUCAACAACAACAAGAUAAAUUAGAUACACAACAACGAUCAUUAUCACUUGUUUCAAUUUGGUUUCAAUCAACAAUUUAUUUUCGUUUUAAUUAUCCAAAAACGGGUAUUGGUAUAAUUGUAGAAGUAUUUGAUGUUGAUGAUAUUAAUAAUCGUACAAUACAUGAUUCAAUUGAUUUUUAUGGAAGAACAUUAGCUGAUCUUAAAAUUUAUCGAUCAGAAGAAACAGCACAAAAACAAAGAAUUUAUUUACGUAGUUUAUUUGGUACUUAUACAAAUUUAACAGCAGAUCUUUCGCUUUAUUGUUCACCAAAUUAUUAUGGAAAUUUUUGUGAAAUACUCUGUGUACCAAAUGAACAACGUUAUGAUUGUGAUUUGGAUACUGGACAAAAAAUUUGUAAACAUGGAUAUUUUGGACAAGAUUGUCUUAGUGAUGUUCGUGCUUGUGAAGAUCAACCAUGUUUAAAUAAUGGUACAUGUGUAGUGUAUCUUCGAAGUUAUUUAUGUCGAUGUCAAAAAGGAUAUACAGGACGAUCUUGUGAAAUUGGUCCAGCAGGAAGAAUGACUGAAAAGAAGUGUAAUCAAAUGAAUUGUGUUCAUGGUGAUUGUUCAAAAAAUGGAAAAUGUAUUUGUCAUGAUGGUUGGACAUCGGAAAAUUGCAAUCAAACUUCGAUAAUGAAAGAAUCUGGUUGUGUAAGUCGUCCAUGUCUACAUAAUUCAACAUGUGAAACAUUAAUUGGUGUUAAUCCACCAUCAGCUUAUCGUUGUCAUUGUCGAUCAGGUUAUACUGGUCGUAAUUGUGAAGUUGCAAUUGUUAUUUCAUGUGAACGAACACCAUGUAUUCAUGGUCAAUGUUUUAAAAUUGAUUUAUAUACAGAAAUUUGUGUAUGUGAAAAAAAUUGGAGUGGAAUUGAUUGUUCUGAAAUUGUAUCAACUUCAUCAACAACUAAAAAAUCUCAUCCUAUAACAACAUUAACAUCAGCAAAAUUUAUUCAAACAACAAUAAAACCAAUGAAAAUAAUUAAAAAUAAUACGAAUAUAUCUUUAAAAAAUGAUCUACGUAAUUAUCUUGAUUGGUUAAAUACAAAUUAUGGUAUAACAAAAACAACAAAAAUAUUUCAACAAUCUCUUACAACACCAUUAAUAUCUCAUAAAUAUAAAUAUACACCAUGUUUAAGUGCACCAUGUCUUCAUAAUUCAACUUGUAUUGUUAAAUCUCAAUAUGGUUUUCAAUGUAUUUGUCUACCAUCAUUUAUUGGAACUUAUUGUGAAAUUGAACAAAAUCCAUGUGAAAGUUCACCAUGUCAACAUCAAAGUGUUUGCGUAACACAAUCUAAUCGAACAAUUCAUUGUAUUUGUCGACCACAUUACACUGGCAAAUUUUGUGAAUAUCCAGUACCUUUUCCAUUAUUACCGUUCAAUCAAAAAUGUGCUCGAAAUUGUCGUAAUGGAGGUAUUUGUUUGAUUGAUGAAUCUAAUCGUGAACAAUGUGUUUGUAAAUCAUCUUAUACUGGAUUAUAUUGUGAAUUAAGUAAAAAUGAUUGUUCGACUAGUAAUGAUCCUUUAUGUAAUUUUGAUCCAUGCUUAUCAAAUCCAUGUUUAUCAAAUGGUACAUGUCAUUCAUUAUUAUCUACAAAAAAUUAUACAUGUACAUGUCUUGAACAAUAUACAGGUGAACGAUGUGAAUCAGAAAUAAAUUCUGAUUCAUCAAUAUCUCUAUCACGUGAUACUAAUUUAAAUUCAGAUGAAAAUAAUACAGCUGAUCUUUGGCCAUUAGCUAUUGUAUUUGGUUAUAUAUUUUCUUUAAUGUUAGUUUUUAUAAUCAUUUGGUUUUUAUGGUAUGGUUUAACAAUACGACCACAAUCCUAUGUUCCAUAUGGAGAACGUGUUAGUGAUCGUUAUCAACCAUAUCGUUUAGGUGUUAGUAAUCCACUUUUUUUUACAAAUCAAGACUAUAAUACACCAAUAUCAAAAACAUGGUCAACACCAGCAACAACAAUAUCAAAUCUUGAUCAAUGGACACGAACAAUAACUCGUUAA
Molecule: messenger RNA, 2334 nt
Organism: Rotaria sp. Silwood1
Lineage: Eukaryota; Metazoa; Rotifera; Eurotatoria; Philodinida; Philodinidae
Source: the annotation of a GenBank genome assembly